UUGCCCUUCAGUACCGUGAAUUCACUAAUCCUUUAUUUAUUUCUAUUAACUUGUUACAAAAUGGUGAAAGCCUGGUAUAUGGACGAUGAUAAGAACGAUCAGCGCGCGGAACAUCACAGGAACCCGCCUCAGUUUGUAUCUCUCGAUGAAUUGUAUAAGAAAACUGGUGUUGAAUACUUUAACCUAAAUGUCGAUACCCAUGAGACUGAUGGAGUCCUGGAUAAGAUAAAGAAGGACCGCGGUUACACCUACGAGGACAGGAUGGAGGCAUCCAAGGCAACUCUACCCAACUAUGAAGAAAAACUGGUUGCCUUCUACACUGAGCACUUGCAUACUGAUGAAGAGAUAAGGUUUGUGCUGGACGGCUCCGGGUACUUUGACGUGCGUGACCGUGACGACCAGUGGAUCCGCAUCGAAGUCACCCCGGGGGACAUGCUGGUGCUCCCCAGUGGUAUCUACCACCGCUUCACUCUUGACUUCAAUAACUACAUAAAAGUGAAGAGGUUCUUCAUCGGCGAGCCUGUGUGGGCGGCGCAUAACCGCCCCUCCGACCACAUGGGCGCGCGCAAGGAAUACGUCGAGAAGCUUACCAAGGGAUUCGUGGCCGCUUGCUAACAACGUUUCACAUUCCAAGACAAUACUUCCGUAAGACACAGACAUAGUAAAUAUAGUUUGGCAAGCAGGUCUCUAUUGUUUCCCAAACACUUUAAGUCGUAAUGUAUUGGUUACCCACAUUUUUGUUAGUCAUAAUUUAUUUGGUUCGGAAACGCGUCAAUUUUCAGGAUUGCCAUAAAACAAACCUAACCUAACCUAUCUAUGGGAUAACCUUACGAAAAUCCUGAAAAGUUAACGGUUUCAGUUUUAUGACUAACGAUGAUAUGACAAAAAAUACAUUAUGACGUUUAUGACUUAUUACUUUAUGGGAAACAAAGGUACCCCUUGGCAAGCCAUUUCCGUCAGUUUCUACUGAAAGGCGGAAAAUUUAAAAGAGUAGGCGCGAAGGGUUACCCUCCGACCGAAAAGCUAACUGAUCGUACCAAAACCCAUUUAACCAACACUUUUGGUGAAAUGCCCCCUUUUGAAGAAAAAUCCACUCUUCAGAAAUCUUCUACACGUUUGGUCGGCUAACGUUCCAUAACUCACCAACGCAGCGGCAGCUGACGUCGACCAAUUCUGAGAUAUUGCUUAGCCAUAACUUAGGAGCAGAUUUAUUUGCAAUGUUUAAUUUAAGGUUAUAUUCUUAUAUUAAGUUUUAUUUGAAUCCAUCACGGCCCUAAAAUGUGAUCGAUAUUGCCUUACUUUUUGUAUAAAAAAUACUUUAAAAGCUAUGAUAACAUAUCAUAUUAUUUAGAUAUUAAGACAAAGGAAAACUAUGAAACACACUUGAUAAAACAGAAUUUGCUCAACAUCAUUGUUGAGUUUUAGAUAUAAACAAAUAUAUGUAAUAUUGUUACUCUAUUUUAUAUGAAUUUAUAUUAAUAAAUAUAUUGCAUGUUA
Molecule: messenger RNA, 1497 nt
Organism: Cydia fagiglandana
Lineage: Eukaryota; Metazoa; Arthropoda; Insecta; Lepidoptera; Tortricidae
Gene: Adi1
Product: acireductone dioxygenase
Exons: 4
Coding region: 61-615 (184 amino acids)
Molecular function (GO): acireductone dioxygenase [iron(II)-requiring] activity
Source: RefSeq, a predicted model, not a curated record